Jatropha curcas is the source of this 1270-nucleotide messenger RNA. RefSeq names its product glycosyltransferase BC10. Lineage: Eukaryota; Viridiplantae; Streptophyta; Magnoliopsida; Malpighiales; Euphorbiaceae. The record is from RefSeq and is a predicted model, not a curated record. Gene Ontology annotation, molecular function: glycosyltransferase activity. Gene Ontology annotation, cellular component: membrane.
UUGUCGCGUUCGUAAAAGAUGCCAAAUGUAGUCUUCGUGUCACAAUUACAUUAGUACUAUGUUUAUCAAUGGCAUCAUUUGUGGCAAUUCUUGGAAUGUUUGUUAAUAUUCAUUUCAAGAAAUAUAUGGUUACAGAAGAUUCAUAUCUUCCUCAACUGGACACAUUUGCUCCUCUAGCAUCUUGGUCACCAUUCUCAUAUUCUAUCUGCAACUCAUCUUUAUCUCCAUCAAUCCAAUUUCCAGUAAAAAGUGGAAGUUUAAGAGACUGGAUUGCUCCUAUGGAGAUAUGGCAUUCAAUGAAAGAUAAAGAGCUGCUUUGGCGUGCAUCAAUGGUGCCAAGAAUUGAUGAAUACCCUUAUAAUCGUACAUCAAAGGUUGCAUUUAUGUUUUUGACAAAGGGAAGUUUGCCUCUAGCACCACUCUGGGAGAGGUUCUUCAAAGGACAAGAAGGUCUCUACUCAAUUUAUGUUCAUACAUCACCAGAAUUCACUUUUGAACCAUCACAGUCAUCGGUUUUCCAUAACCGCAGGAUACCAAGCCAGCAAGUUGAAUGGGGAAAAGCAACAAUGGUAGAUGCUGAAAGACGAUUAUUAGCCAAUGCUCUGUUAGACUUCUCAAAUGAAAGAUUUGUACUACUAUCUGAGACAUGUAUUCCUAUCUUCAAUUUUACCACAAUCUACAAUUACCUAAUCAACUCCAACCAAAGCUUCCUAGCCUCAUAUGAUGAUCCAAGUCGUGCUGGCCGUGGCCGCUACAACAAGCGGCUGUGGCCAACCGUGACAUUGUCCGAUUGGCGUAAAGGUUCCCAAUGGUUUGAAAUUCACCGGAAGCUCACUGGAAAGAUAGUGUCCGAUGUGAAAUACUAUCCUAUUUUUAGAGACUAUUGCAAGCCUCCAUGUUAUAUGGAUGAACAUUACUUCCCAACUCUUGUGACCAAAAUUUGUCCUGAAUUGAACUCAAAUAGGAGCAUUACUUGGGUUGAUUGGUCUUUAGGGGGGCCUCACCCUAGAAAUUAUGUGAAAAAGGAUGUGUCUGAAGCAUUUUUGAAUUGGAUUAGGAAUGGGUUUAACUGUAGCUAUAAUGGGGCCAUGACCACAGUUUGCUUCCUUUUUGCAAGAAAAUUUCACUCUAGUGCUCUUCAGCCCUUGCUAAGGAUAGCUCCAGCAUUGCUUGGUUUCAGCUCUUAGGGCAUUUUUUAUUGGUUUUAUUAUUACAAUAACAUUAUAAUAUUUGUUCUAAUAAUAUCGUAGCUAGUGUAUAAUUUUAUAUU